Dissoconium aciculare CBS 342.82 is the source of this 1460-nucleotide messenger RNA. Its product is annotated as kinase-like protein. Gene Ontology annotation, molecular function: ATP binding; protein kinase activity. Gene Ontology annotation, biological process: regulation of mRNA processing; spliceosomal complex assembly; protein phosphorylation. The transcript is spliced from 2 exons. The record is from RefSeq and is a predicted model, not a curated record. Bases 176 to 994 code for a protein of 272 amino acids. Lineage: Eukaryota; Fungi; Ascomycota; Dothideomycetes; Mycosphaerellales; Dissoconiaceae.
CGCUCGCGCCGUCACAUCAAUCCUUUCAUGCGCCCAUAUUACAAGCAACAAUGGUCUCCCACAGGUUUGGAAGGUUUUCACCCUAGAAUUGCUUUGCUUUUGUAAGAAGCACCGUCGUCAACGCGAUUUUUCUAGCUGUAUAGUGCACGGCACUCAACCGAAAUCCGUCGUCUCCAUGGAAUACCAUCCUCCUGUCGGAAUGGAGCCUCUGGACGAUUACAGGCCUGGCGGCUAUCAUCCAGUCAAGCCCGAUGAUCUGCUGUCAAAUGGACGUUAUCGCAUAGUCCAUAAGCUGGGCUAUGGAGGCUAUUCAGUCAUCUGGCUUGCGAGAGAUCAGCGUUUGGAUAGAUACGUUGCUCUCAAGAUUGCCAAAUCUCUACAAAACGAACACCUAUAUCGUGAAGUAGCGGCACUACAAGUUUUGAGUGCUGACAACCCUGUCCCAAAAGCUUUGGACCAAUUCUCCGUGGGUGGAAAGAACGGAACGCACGCUUGCUAUACGAUGCCUGUUGCUGCAGGAAACCUUGCUAACGCAAAAUACGACGAUGUGUUCCCAGUCCAGGUGGCCCGCGCUUUCUCGGCCAAAUUCACUCUGACAAUUGCGUCAUUUCACGCGAGAGGCUACUGCCAUGAAGAUCUACGCCUACAGAAUAUACCCGCAAAACUUGACGUUAACAUUGACGAUCUUGACGUUGAUCAAUUUAGACAGACUGUUGGCUCACCAAAAUUGAGUCCCGUAGAGAGAUUGGACGAUAAAACCCCAUCAGAGCAUGUUCCGCGAGAAGUAUGUCCUCCCCUGCGUUUCCUCGGCAAAACAGCCGAUGAGUUCACUUUGGAGGAUGCGAAGAACAUUAUCGUAGCAGAUUUUGGACAAGCUUGGCAGCCGGACAAAAAUCCGUUGCGCCUUCACAUCUCGCGGGGCCACCGGGAUGAUGGACUCUAUGCCCUGCGGACGCAUGAAUUUCACACAUGUGUGGCGCGUGUCCUAUCAUGAAUAACGGCAAUGCUGCUGCUGGUCUAGUACGGUAAAGCGUACUCGCAAUGUACCGCCGCAGUUUCCGUGGCUAUUUACUCCACCAACAUAGAUCGGAGCAUAGACACUAAUAUCAUGUUCUCUAGCUCUAGAUCUAUGUGUGAAGCUGUAUCAUUGGCGAGCUUGAAAAACAAGCUCAAUUGCCACUUCUAGAUCGAGAAAUGAUGCCGUCUUUCGUAGCUUUGGAAAGCAUAGGGAACACAAGUUUUGCUUCGAAACGGCACUUGACUGAUGCCAGCGCGAAGGUCUAAAUAUGUUCGUUGUUGAGGUGGAGUUGUGAAAUUGCCGGAAGGACUAAAUUCCGAUCUCGAUGUGAGUGCCACUGUUGGGACUUCUUGGAGGUUUCUUGUAUCGAGAUCAUAGUCAUUAGCAAAAGUCUUAUCAUACAAUUUGAAGCUCGCAGAGAUGAGGCUAUUGUCUUUCGCGA